Messenger RNA from Pedinophyceae sp. YPF-701, 951 nucleotides. Lineage: Eukaryota; Viridiplantae; Chlorophyta; Pedinophyceae. The record is from the annotation of a GenBank genome assembly.
AUGGGAAUUCGAUGGUUGGGCACCUUCGACUCCCCGGAGGAGGCAGCGCGCGCCUACGACGCCGCAGCGCGCGCCAUCCGCGGUGCUGCUGCCAAGACCAAUUUCCCGCUCCCCAACGAGACUCCGGCGCAAGCGCGGCACGGCCCGGCCCAGGACGACAUCGCGACCGAUGCAGUGCUGCCCCACAGCGGCACCGAACACGACCACGCGGGCGGCAGCCCCCACACGAGCACGGACCCCCAGCAGGUGCCGCAAAAGCGCGCCGAGCCGUCCUUUGACAUUCCCGGGCUGUCGUCGUCAAUGUACGGCGCCUCCCCGGCCCUGAUGGGCAGCCACGCCGCCAGGGGACUCGCGGGGGCCGACGGCCUCCUCGGAUCUUCCCCCGCCGCCGCCGGCAUCCCGACGGCGGUGGGCGCGUCCAUGGCGAUCCCCGGGCGCGGGAUGGACGAGCCCCCCGCGCCGCUGUUCGACGCUGCCGGGUCGUACCGCGCCUCCAAGUUUGGGUCAUACUACGGGGGGUCUUACGUCGGCCGGCCGUCGGGCCGCGCCUCGGGGCACCACCUGAUGGGCACGUCCGUGGACAUGGUCGACAUGUGCACGAACAUCGUGAACGUCGGCCCGCGGGGCUUCGGCACGCAGAACGAGGAGGGGGAGUCCUACAGGGGUAUGAACAUGGACGUCCGGAACGCGACGCGCGACGAGGAGGGCCUGAUCUUCAUUCCGGAGGACGACGGCAUGGACAUGGACGAGGACGCGCCCGCCGCGACGCCCACGGCGUCGCAGCAGCUGUCGCCCGGCGCAUGGGGGCCGGCCACGGGGCCGCACGGGCACCCGCUGCCGGGGGGCAUGUCGGCGCCGGGGCUGCCGUUCAGCAUGCCCGGGUCGAUGGACCCCCCGCAGCAGGGCUGGGGCGCGCACCCCGUGCACGGCACUGCGGGGGCCUGCCAGUAG